Molecule: messenger RNA, 3895 nt
Organism: Chiloscyllium plagiosum (whitespotted bambooshark)
Lineage: Eukaryota; Metazoa; Chordata; Chondrichthyes; Orectolobiformes; Hemiscylliidae
Source: RefSeq, a predicted model, not a curated record
CUGGUAAAGGCAGUGCGCAGGCGCGUGACGUCAGCCGGAGCCGGGAUGACCGCCAGUGACCCCGGGACGCGAGCUGCUGCCGCCGAAGGCUCGAGCUGAGGCCGGACUCCGGACACUGACCCGCAGGCCCGGAGCAUGGACGCGGGCAGCCCGAGGCCGGCCCACAACGGGCUGCAGAAUGGCUUUCACCCGGGGCCCAGCCGCCGCAGCCCGGAGCGGGAGAACGAGUCACCCGCCAAGAAAUGCCGCAUCCGCAGGAGGAUAGACUCGGGGAGAAAAAACAGACCCCCAUUCCCAUGGUUUGGGAUGGAUAUUGGUGGAACGCUUGUCAAACUCGUGUAUUUUGAGCCGAAGGAUAUCACUGCUGAAGAAGAGCAGGAGGAAGUGGAGAAUCUGAAGAGCAUUAGGAAGUACCUUACUUCUAACAUAGCUUAUGGAAAAACAGGGAUUCGGGAUGUGCACCUGGAGCUGAAGAACUUGACCAUGUGUGGACGUAAAGGGAACUUGCAUUUUAUUCGCUUUCCAACACAUUCUAUGCCUAAAUUCAUCCAAAUGGGUAGAGACAAAAAUUUCUCUAGUUUGCAUACCACUAUGUGUGCAACAGGAGGUGGUGCCUACAAGUUUGAAGAUGAUUUCAGAAUGAUGGCUGACCUACAGCUCCACAAACUGGAUGAGUUGGACUGUUUAAUCCAAGGCCUUCUUUACAUUGAUUCCGUUGGGUACAAUGGUCAAUCUGAGUGCUACUAUUUUGAAAACCCCACUGACCCUGACCAGUGCCAGAAAAAACCGUACUGCUUAGAUAACCCUUACCCAAUGUUGCUGGUCAACAUAGGUUCAGGGGUCAGCAUCUUGGCUGUUUAUUCCAAAGAUAAUUACAAAAGGGUAACGGGAACCAGUCUUGGUGGAGGAACUUUCCUUGGCCUGUGUUGCCUGCUUACUGGAUGUGAAACCUUUGAAGAAGCUUUAGAAAUGGCAGCAAAAGGAGACAGCACUAAUGUAGAUAAACUCGUUAAGGAUAUUUACGGAGGAGACUAUGAACGGUUUGGCUUACUUGGGUGUGCGGUAGCUUCUAGGCAGAACAUCAACAGGGUAGUGUUCGUUGGAAACUUCCUGAGAAUCAAUAUGGUCUCCAUGAAAUUACUGGCUUAUGCUAUGGAUUAUUGGUCCAAUGGGCAAUUGAAAGCCUUAUUCUUGGAACAUGAAGGUUAUUUUGGAGCUGUUGGUGCAUUGCUGGAAUUACUCAAGAUGACAGAUGCAUCCUGAGUUGCUGAGUCGGACACAGGAGUUGACAAAGAGGACAUGUAUUUUUAAAAGCUACUAUCCAGAAAUUAGUGCCAGAAUGGAACUUGUCUAACGAAACAAUUAACUAUUUAGUUUUCAUAUCAGGUUAAGUAUAAAUUGCUUGCUUUACAGCAGCUACUGUUGUACUGCACUGAAACUCAUUUCGAAGGGAAGUUGAGUAAUCUAUUGUAUGUACUGUAUAUAUUUUAAACAAUGUGCAAAAUAGCCAAAACCAACUGGUUUAUUGUAUUAAUAUUUGGAGAUAAUUUCUGUAUAAAUGUGAACCGUUCUUAAUUUUCUCUCCUGGGAAGUACUUGCCUUGUGAAUGAUCAUACUGUAAUGAUUUAAGUAUUAUUUAUAAAUCACCUGGGAAUUGUUUUGCCAUUUUUCAUUUGAAACUACAAAGCUGAAGAUGAACCUGUUAUUUGUGUAGUGUUGAUUUUGUUGCCUUUGUAAAACUGUCCUGCAUAUUUAUAAAAAAAAAAUGACCUUUCUUUGAAAAUGCACAAGUAGUGACCAUGGCAGAUGUGCUGAUCAGACAUUCAACUUGAAAGCCUAUGCUUUCUUGAUGUUCUAAUAUCUUUUAGAUGUAAGUGCUUAUCCAGUCGCAACAAGAAGCUUUUUCAUGUAAACACUGUCUUGGCCACACAAGUGAAGGUACCUUUCCACUAAUGUGGAAAUUUUGGAUAAUUUGUUCUUCUAUUUUUAAGAAAAGCCACUACUUAAGAACUACUGUGUGAUGGAAAAUCCAUCAAACUACACAAAGCUUUAUACUGUGGCAGUUCAUUGUCUGAUCUUUCAAAACUGUAUUUAAAAAGAACUGCUGUCAUUGUACCGUGCAUUUUGAGAUAGGUGCCUCAAGUUAAUACUAAAUAUCUGAAGUGUGCAGUAUAAUGACUGAAUAUAACCACAAAAAUAGGAAAACCUAAUGUAGGUGUUUGUGGUUUAAGAAUUGGCUUUCUCAUGGAAUAUAUUUCACAUUCCAUUGAUAUCAUGAUAUUUCUGACAUAUUGACUUCAGUUUUGAGGACCUUUUUUUAAAAAAAAAAUUGAUUGCAUGAGAUGUCCUUCUUUCUGAAUUUCAUGAUGGCAGGAGUUGAUUGACUCUAAUAUUGUAAUGAAUUUUAAUUGGAAUGGUCUACCCCUUCCUCUGCAUAACAGAUUUUAACUAAACUCUUCACUUUUCGAUUUGUGUACAUUGAUCUAUUGUUUAACUGCAAUCUUGAGCUAUAAAUGCUAUUGUAACUAGUCAUUCUAUCUACAUUUUAUUCUGUUUUACAUGUAUAUCUGAAGAAAAGACUGACUAAGAACACUGUAAAUCAGCGUUGUCACAUUUUUAUAGCAAAUUAUAAAGAUUUGCUAUGUGUCUGUGGCUAGGAGCCAAGGUUGUAUGCAGUUCAUUCUCUGGAUGUGUUCUUUCUGCUUUUGCCUCCCAGAUAUAUCACCAGUCCAAUCUGCAAAUUUAUCUUGGCUAGAUGCCUUUAGCAAUCAACUCCAUCUAGUUCUAGUACAGAGGGAGUAUGCACUCCACAUCUGACGCAGAGGGAUGUGUGCUCCACCCUAAUUUGGUCAUUCAUGGAGACUGGUUUCACAUGUUUUUCAGUGAACUAAUUCAGUACACCAUCAGCAUUUACCUUAUUGAACACAAAAGAGUGAGCACCCCAAGAAGAGCUGAAAUAUAUAAGGUUACUGAUUUAUCGUUUCUUUUAUUUGUGAAAAGUCACAGUUGGUUAUUGAGCAUUGAAGAAUGCCAUUCGAUCCAUGUUUCAAUGAAUAUAUAUUGCCUAUCCCUAGUUGCCCUAUUGGAGGUAGUGAUAAGCCUACUUCUGCAGGCUCAGUGGGUGGAGAUAGGUCCACAGUGCUGUUAAGUAGGAAUUUUGAUCCUGUAACUAUGAAAAGAUGACAAUAUAUUCCCAGUUGGGUUGAAGUGGAAUUUGAAAGUGAUGGCAUUCUGUGCUUGUUCUACGCAUUGAGGUUUUAGGUUGGAAGCAUUAAGUUGCUGCAUACAACUUGUAGAUGGUACAUGGGAGUGCCACACUGCAUCACUGCUGGUGGGAGUGAAGUUUAAAGUGUUGGUGGGGUGCCAAUCAGCUUGGUAGUUUAGCUUUGGAUGAUUUCAAAAUUCUUGGGUGUUGGAAGGCAUUCAUCCAGGCAAAUCGAACGUAUUCUGUCACAUUCCUGAUUUGUGCCUUUAGAUGGUGCAGACAUUUUAGGGAGUCAGGAGGUGAGUUAGUUGCUGUAGAAGUCCUCUUGCAACUACAGUAUUUGCAUAUCUGGCCUAUUUCACUUUCUGGUCAAUGGUUAAGCCCUCAGGAUAUUGAUGGGGGGGUUUGGUGAUGGUAAUUGUCAAAUUGGCAUUGCAUGCAUGCAGGCAUGGGCUGCUUCAUUAUCUGAGAAGCUGAAAGCGAAACUGAACAUUGCAGUCAUCAGCUGACAAAAUCUGAAAUGAUAACACUAAUUGAAAUACUUUAAUGGUAUGUGAUAUUGGUUCUUAGCCUGUUAUAUGUCGUUCUUAGUCUAUUUUAAUCUGUAAAAUUGAGUUGUAAACUGUUUUAAUCCAAUUGGGACAGUCGACAAAAUUUACAUCUUAAAAUAAAGACUUGAAGUAUGUCUGA